Messenger RNA from Paramisgurnus dabryanus, 518 nucleotides. RefSeq names its product dpy-30 histone methyltransferase complex regulatory subunit (gene dpy30). NCBI's taxonomy places the organism in Eukaryota, Metazoa, Chordata, Actinopteri, Cypriniformes, Cobitidae. The record is from RefSeq and is a predicted model, not a curated record. Gene Ontology annotation, cellular component: Set1C/COMPASS complex.
GUCGCGUCAUUUUAGCGGAAGGUUUGCGCAUGCGCAACGCCAAUUGCGUAGAAACCAACAACAAACCAUGGCGGACGAACAUACUGAUGCUGACCAGAGCAUGGAGGGUCCUGUACCAGAAAAUCCUCAUGCAGAAUACGGCCUUGCUGAAAACAUCCAGAGAAUAGCGGAGAAUGAGAAAACUGCCGAAAAAGUUACUAAACAAAAAGUGGAUCCCCAGACCCUGCAGACCCUUCCCACACGAGCAUAUCUGGAUCAGACUGUCGUUCCCAUUCUCCUACAGGGAUUAUCAGUUCUGGCCAAGGAAAGGCCUCCAAAUCCCAUAGAGUUUUUAGCGGCAUUUUUGCUGAAGAAUAAGUCCCAGUUUGAAGAACGAAAUUAAAGGCGCAGCACAGAUGAAAUGCAUCGGAAGACUCAUAGGGAUUUCUUUUUUUUUUGUAAAAUUAAAUGUAAUCGUGUAACACUCUUUGAAUUGUUUGCCCAUUUUUUUUCACUAAAAUAAACAUGUUCUAGCAGAA